This is a messenger RNA of Paramecium octaurelia, 1034 nucleotides long. Lineage: Eukaryota; Ciliophora; Oligohymenophorea; Peniculida; Parameciidae. The record is from the annotation of a GenBank genome assembly.
AUGCAGUAAUAAUAAUAACAAUUAAGAUCAUCUGAAAUUAGGCAAUCUUCAACUUAAUCAAAUAGUGCAAUGGAUGAACCAUUCCUAAAAUUUUUAGCUGAAAGUAAUUAUUUGGAAAGUGAAUAAUCGUCCCAAGAAAAACAUUAAAAAUUAACCAAAUGCAAAACUGAACAUUCUCUUCAGCCAAUCUAGUACAUCAAUUCAAAUUCAUUUACUGUUAGCGAUAAGAAGGUAUUCUUAAAAAUUAAAAAAAUAGUUUUCAUUUCCAGCAAAUGAAAUUCUUGAAUGGGAAACCUUAUAAAUAACCUUGCCACCAGAAGUGUAUCAGUUCUUACUGUUUAUGAAAACCUAGUGCAGCAAUGGUAUCAUCGUUUACACAAACGAAUAAAUAUAAGGUUUGUUAGAUGAUAGUAAAGUAAUCAUGUAUAGAUAGAUAUAUUUAAAAUAGUAAAAAUUAAUUAGAAUUAUUUUAAAAAUUGAUAGACAAAGGAUGGAUUUCAAAAACAACAAGAUUAUUUAAUGAUAUUGCAAUUAACUUUUAUUCAUUAUCAGUAAAGAAAUUAACUUAUGAAAAUUUGGUUUGGAUUAUUAGAUCCAUUAAAAGAGACCUAAUCACUCCAACCGAAAGAUUAGUGCAAAGCAGAAUCAAAGAAUGUUAUGGCUUAAAGUACAAUAGAGUUGAAUGGGAACAUAUUAUGAAUUAGUUAAAAUCUCAAAAACACUAAAUCAAAUUCCGUUCUUCCAAUGGAAAAUUAAUAGAAUUGCCAUUACUCCAGGUCAAGAACAUCAAGGAUCCCUUAAUAUAAGAGGAAACAUAUGGGAUUUAUAUUUAUUAAUAAAAUUGGAUUGUUGAGGAUGAAUUUCAACCAGAAUUAGAUAAAAAAUAGGAGUGGACUAUAUUUAUAGAGUUUUUGAUGGACUUUUUUGCUAAAACAAAUGCUCAAAACAACAAAAUCUUAAAAGGAGGUAGAUAUGGCUGUGCCUAAUNGUUGAUUUACUCUUAAUAACUCUCAAAUAGAUUUAUGAUUGUUUGA